AUUUAACUUGUGUUUUGUGUCAUGUUUUUGUGAACGAUCAGGAGCGUCUUGUCCUUUACCCAAUUAACUGUUACCUCCCGGCAGGCGUUGUCAGGGUCUAAGUAAACUGUGGGUGAGGCAAAGCAGAGUCAGAGUGGUGCAGGUCUCAGCUGACGGUUGAAAGUGAACACUGCAAACUAAAUAAACGAUUGUUAUUUCGCAGACCAAGCUAUCUGCCCAUGUCUUUGAUAUCGGUGACAUCUUGAGAGAUUUAUUGAUGUUGAUCAGUAACCACAGAACAAUGAGUACCGAAGACCAAAUUGCCCCACAUUGUCAAUCAUCAUUUGUCAAUUAAUGCUAUCUGCCUACCUUAUUAAUGAGAGUUACAAAGAGUCACACCAGCUAGGACAUAGCCCGGGUCAAGAAGGUCUGUGUCAAAUGUUGGAGAACCAGAACAACCUGAUGUGAAGCAGGCUACUGGAACAAAUAUAAGUGAUGAGAACAGGGAACUAUUGGAAUGCUACUACACCAGUAACCCUAGUAAGCAGAGUUGCAUGAAAAGAAUGUGAGAACUACGGAUACUUCGAAACCCAACAUUUACACUAACAUCAAAACAAAUAGUAGCACGGUGCUCUAAUAUCCUCAAAAACACCUGACAACUAGAAAUUGAUAAGAUACAACAAAACAUAUUGUAAAUGAGGGGAAGAUAUCAUCAUCCUCCCCAAAAUCAGAGAUUGGGUCCCAAGCCCCAUUAUUAACGUUACUUAAUGCGAGAGCAGCUGACCUAAGGUUGAAGAUCAUGACUAAGAUGGACACAUGGAAACCCAAGGCCAGUUACCAAGUAUAGGUGAAGCACCAUCUGAAAGUCUGCAAACAAUACCAAUUAGGUGAUAUACAGCACAGCAACCAUGAUCCUUGAGGUACUUGGCUUUAAGAUCAAGACAAGCCAUAAGGUGCAGUAUAACCCAUGGAAGGUUGGAGCUAAGAUCAAGGCAACACAGAAAGAAUAUAAGAAUUGCAGAAAGGCAUGACGAAGAAGUACCACCUACCUAACUGGUACAGCGACAUUACUGUAUAUGAGGCCUUGAUGACUACCAAGCAAAGACUCACAGAUAAGUUGAAACCAGGAGAUCCUCCACUGAGCCACCCAAGGUGUACUUACAGUGGUAGGGUAAUAGCAUGAGAGCAGACCCACCCCCAAGGCUGGAGACUGAAGAAUACUGGAAAGGCAUAUGGGAGAAGGAGGCAUCACAUAACAGCAAUGCCCAGUGGCUGGUGUAAUUCAGAGCAGACCACAGCAACCUUCCUGAGCAAAAUCCAGUUACCAUCAUAAUGGCAGAGAUCCAAGAAAGGGUCUCUGUCACGGAUCGGCAGAGAGCGGACCCACAUGCACAGUGCGAGGACACGAUGGUAGGUAGUAAAGAAACAAGAUUUAAUCCAGAAAGCGUGGUCACAGACGGUCCAGGUCAUACACAGUAGGCUCAGGUCUCAAUACGAAAGGAGCAAGCGUAAUUGGGUCUAUUAACAGGCAUGGUUCAGUAACAGAUUAAACAGGCAAAGGUACCAUACAGGGUUGAGCAGGAAUCGGUGAUCAGAGGCACGGAAUAGGAUCGAGACGAGAUAAGCAGGACUGAGGUGAGUGCUGGAAGGUGACGACUGGCGUUCAACGAUCUGGCAACUGGCUGUAGUAAGUACUGGGGUUUAUAUUUUGGCAGUGAUUGCUAGAUUAUUGACAGGUGUGCAUGGUGAACUGGGAGUGACAGGAAACAGCUGUGACAUGAACAAAAACCGGAAGUCCUUCAACAUUAAACAGGAAAUGGAAACUGGAACCAAAACAUGACAACUAAGUCCUUUCAAACUAAAACAAAACCAAAACCUGACAGUCUCAAGUAUGAAGAACACAGUACCAGGCCCUGACAUGAUCCAUGUCUACUGGUUGAAAAAGCUUACCUCACUCCAUGAGCAGCUAGUGGCACAAAUAAACAAGCCACUAGUAGAUGUAACUCGCCCUGAAUGGUUAACGAAAGGCCGAAUAGUCCAGAUCUUGAAGGACUCCCAGAAGGAAGCAUUCUCACCCAACUACCGCCCAAUAACCUGCCUUUGCACAGCAUGGAAAGUCCUGUCAGGAAUUCUAACAGCUAACAUGAGCAGGCACAUGGAUCAAUACAUGAGCAGUCCUUAGGAAGGAAUUUGUAGUAACCAUAGUAAAACCAUAAAUCCCUUCAGGUCAAGUCCUGUCUGUGCUGUGCAUUUGGGUCCUCCACCGUGUUGAUCUCUGACACGUGACGUGUCGUCGCCUCACGCUCUCAUUAGUCACGUGAUUUGAAACAUGCUCGAGAUUCUGCUUGACGUCACUUCUGCUUCAAAAGAUCGAUGCUAUGUCGAGUAGAAGUUGGUCAUCUCUAACCGACCUUGGAUCUCGUUUUUGACUGUGCCUUGCUUGCUCCCUGUCUGUACUGUUUUGGACUCUGCCUUGUUGAUUGAACCUUUUCUGGAGACUGACUGCAUUGCUUGAUCCCUGUCUGUACGGUUGCCUUCAUCCUGCUACUCCAUGUACCAACCUCUGCCUGUCAGGACGAGGCAAUCUCGUGGUCAGAAUAGCGUGCAGGAUCGUUACCAGAUGAGCUUGGUUGACACGGCAGACAAGGCAGACAAGGAGAGGCAGCAAUCAUUAACGGUGGUCAAAACCAGGUUCAGGCUCACGAAGAAUGACAGGAACAAGGACGCUGGAGAGUAGUGAAAUGCACUGCAUUUUUAACAGGUGUGUGUAAUGAGGACCGACGAUGACAUGAAAACAGCUGGGACGUGAGUGAAGUCCUUUCAAAGUAAAACCGGAACUGUAACUAAAACAUGAAAAUGGCAUAGCUGUGAUGUGAGCAGAGCAGGAACCAGACCAAAACUGUGACAUAUAUUUUCUAUCCAAUAACCUCCCAUCAUUGUUUCAUGUUUAACUAACCUCGUCUUUUCUCUCCAGUAGUUGUGCUUUAUCCUCUCUUUCUCUCUCCCCCACUCAGACUCAGAGCAGUCUCCAGUCUCUGGUACAACCAUCCUGCUUGUGCUCUGUUGUUACCUGUUCCUGCUGUGCUUUUCUCUCUCUCUAUCCCAUCAUCCCAACUGGUAGAGGCAGAUGGCUGCCCAACAUUCAGCCUGGCUCUGCUGGAGGUUCCUUCCUUGAUAAACAGGGAUUUUUUUUUCUCUCUAUUGUUGCUGUUAAGAUUGUAAUUAAUUACAAUUAAGGCUUGAAAUAACUGUGUUGCUAUUUGGCGCUAUAUAAAUAAAAUAAAAUUGAAUUGAAUUGAGACCCUCACUUGCUCAUGCAGUAGCUCAAGCUGAGGUAGUUUUUAGGUGCCCUGAAUAGAUCUGCUGUGCACAGACCAAAAAGCAAAAAUGCCCAUUUGCGCAAGUUCCUACAGGGAGCAUUGUCCUCCGCCCACUGCAGAAACAGGUUCUUUAUCAGCUCAGCUGUUUUUAGCUGUAGGAAAGUGAAACCGAGAGUCAGUCGCUGCGAGAGAGUAAAAUGGCUCAGACAGGAGUUCAGUUAAACCAGAAAACCUUCUCUUGUUCCAUCUGUCUGGAUCUACUGAAGGAUCCAGUGACUAUUGCCUGUGGACACAGCUACUGCAUGAACUGUAUUACAAGAUCCUGGGAUGAAGAAGACGGUAAGAGACUCUACAGCUGCCCUCAGUGCAGACAGACCUUCACACCGAGGCCUGUCCUGGUGAAAAACACCAUGUUAGCAGAGUUAGUGGAGCAGCUGAAGAAGACUGAACUCCAAGCUGCUGCUGCUGAUCACUGCUAUGCUGGACCUGAAGAUGUGGCCUGUGAUGUCUGCACUGGGAGGAAACUGAAAGCUGCCAAGUCCUGUCUGAUGUGUCUGGUCUCUUACUGUGAGACUCACGUCCAGCCUCAUUAUAAUUCCUCUGCCUUUGAGCAACACAAGCUGGUGCAGCCCUCCCAGAAGCUGCAGGAGAACAUCUGCUCUCGUCACCACAGAGUGAAGGAGUUUUUCUGUCGUACUGAUCAACAGUGUGUCUGUCAUCUCUGCCCUAUGGAUGAACAUAGAGGCCACGACACAGUCUCAGCUGUAGCAGAGAGGACUGAGAGGCAGAGAGAGCUCGAAGGGAGUCGACAGGAAAUCCAGCAGAGAAUCCAGGACAGAGACAAGGAGGUGAAGGUGCUUCAACAGGACGUGGAGGCCAUCAGUCGCUCUGCUGAUCAAACAGUGGAGAACAGUGAGAAGAUCUUCACUGAGCUCAUCCGUCUGAUGGAGGAAAGGAGGUCUGAGGUGAAGCAGCAGAUCAGAUCCCAGCAGGAAACUGAAGUGGGUCGAGUCAAAGAGGUUCAGGAGAAGCUGGAGCAGGAGAUCACUGAGCUGAAGAGGAGAGACGCUGAGUUGGAGCAGCUCUCACACACAGAGGAUCACAUCCAGUUUCUACACAUCUACCCGUCACUGCCAGCACUGAGUGGAUCCACACACUCAUCCAGAACCAAAACCCGUCCUCUGAGAUACUUUGAGGACGUGACAACAGCUGUGUCAGAGCUCAGAGACCAAAUACAUGAGGUUCUGAGGACGACGUGGACAAACACCUCACUCACAGUGACUGAAGUGGACGUUUUACUGUCAGAACCAGAACCCAAGAGCAGAGCUGGGUUCUUAAAAUAUUACUGUGAAAUCACACUGGAUCCAAACACAGCAAACUUGUGGUUGUUAUUAUCUGAGGAGAACAGAAAAGCAAAAUAUAAGAGUAAACUUUGGUUUUUUUCUUCUCAUCCACACAGAUUCACUCAUUGGUCUCAGGUUCUGAGCAAAGAGAGAUUGACUGAACGUUGUUACUGGGAAGUGAAAUUGACAGGGGGAACAGUUUAUAUAGCAGUUUCAUAUAAGAACAUCAACAGAGCAGGACUUGGACCUGAAUGUGGAUUUGGACAUAACGAUAAAUCUUGGGCAUUAAUAUGUAAAAAUACCAGUUAUGAAUAUUGUUACAACAACAUCAGAACUCCAGUCUCAGGUCCUCCAUCCUCCAGAAUAGGAGUGUACCUGGAUCACAGAGCAGGUCUUCUGUCCUUCUACAGUGUCUCUGAAACCAUGACUUUCCUCCACAGAGUCCAGACCACAUUCACUCAGCCUCUCUAUGCUGGACUGUAUGUUUAUGGUAAUGAUGCCGCAGCUGAGAUCUGUAAACUCGAAUAGACUCAACUCAUUUAAGAGGCAAAGGAUUAAUCUUUACUUUAUCUUCAUCUUAUAAUUUUUCACAUUUAAUUCUCAUUACUGUUAGGUCUCUGCUUUGUUAUUCCAUCACUUGAUGGUCUCCUGGUGUUGGACUUUCUGAUGGCAGACUGUUAGCUAAACUGACAUUUGUCCAGGUAACAAAUGGAAACAGGUCUCAUAGUUUGUUCUACUUUUUAAUUGCUAUGUUUCUUUGGGCUUAUCAUCCCUUAUUAUUGUUUUUUUUUUAAUUUGAUCAAUGAGAGAUGUUAGGGGUCAGCUACACUGGAAUGUUUACUCCCUUUUCCCAGGAAAAAGGGGCUGAACAGUGGGUGAUGGCAUCCGUUCUGACCUGUUCCAUCUGUAUAUAAAUAAAACCAAAGUACUGCAUCCACCUCUGAUAUGUACCAUUUGUAUUUUGCAGUAGUAAUAAGCUCUGACAAACUCCUGGGUAAAGUAAUUGUAAUUACUGUACUAUCAAUGGAAAUAAUGGAAAUGAAUCUUUUAAUUGAAUAAAUCUUUGGUCAUUUUUCAUCAUACACUGUCAGACUGAAACUUACAGCAGCUUCUGUCCGUCCAUCUAUGACAUGUAUAAUGGUAUAAAAUGUUUAUAAUUUCAAAUGACUCAAUAUGUUGCUGCAAACUAAAUUAAAAAUGUAUAAGUUAAGAAAAGAAUAAGGAAAAAAGAUAACAUCAACAUAAAACCUUCUGUAGCCUUCCUGGUUAGCUGUCAGAAUAAUCAUAAAUACUGUGGUGCGUCUAGUUGCAGUCUUAUUAAAGACAGAUCAAUCUUCUAAAUAAAGAGAAGUGAUGUCAAAGCAAAGAUACUACACUGAUAUUUUACUGUAUAUGUUUUGACGUAUGUAGAAUCAGUCAAGAACGUAGACCAAAAACACCCUAAUUUACUUCCUACAUUCCAGAACAGGUUCUACAGUAAGUUUCCAAAAGUAUUUGAGGCCAGUAAACACAAGCAAAUGCAGCAUUUAUGAGUAUCUGAAUUUCAAGUUAUCAAUCAACAUUAUACAGUACAUACUCAUCAACAUGUCUUAUGAUUUCUUUUUCGGGUAAGUUGCCAUGGCAGGCUGAGAGGGGCGGACCCAGGCUGCUGGAGCCCAACUGCUCAGUCCGCCAUUGCUUUUCAUGUAUACACCUAAAGCACUAAUAUUCAAUGGCCGUAUGAUCCAGAGUGCAGCCCAAACGCGAAGCAGCUGACAGCGGGGAGAUCGACCACAGGGCAGUUUAGAGGAGCUGUGUGCAGUAGACAGCUGUUGAUCCGCACCACACACCGAUGUGAACAACUGAAUAUCACUGUGCUGAAUUUUACCGCUGCUGAUUUUGUUCAGAUAAAAUUGCAGAUUCUACUGCUGAUGACACACCAUUAGUAUUGGGCUACAUGUGAAUGGAGGAGCUAGAAAGUAACCUCAGGAUACUAGGAAGAAACUCGGAAAAAGCACAGUUACAAGCUGCUGCUUUUCAUGUUGUGGACUGUCAGGGAUAGUGUUGCUAACGUUAGCCUGUGUAUUAGCUUGGCUAGCAGCAACCCUUUUUUUUUCUUCUGCCUUGGAGAUUGAUACCAAUACCAAUACUAGUGUUAAGGUAUGUGCACAUACUCAUACAAACAUAUACAUAUCAUAUACAUACACAUAUGCAUUGUUACUAUAUAC
Messenger RNA from Betta splendens (Siamese fighting fish), 6849 nucleotides. RefSeq names its product tripartite motif-containing protein 16-like. The transcript has a single exon. The record is from RefSeq and is a predicted model, not a curated record. Lineage: Eukaryota; Metazoa; Chordata; Actinopteri; Anabantiformes; Osphronemidae. Gene Ontology annotation, molecular function: zinc ion binding; protein binding. The coding region runs from base 3497 to 5170 and encodes 557 amino acids.